AUGUUAGGGAGUCUCCUGAGUCGCGCCCUCCACAAGUAUCUCAGCAGCUACGUCGAAGAAGUUAGUGCCGGAGAAGUGUCGCUUUGGGGCGGCGACGUUGUUCUGCGAGAUCUCCAGCUGAAACCUGACAUCUUGGAAAGGUUCGGAGGACUUGCAUCCGAUCAGCUCGAGCUGGUGUAUGGUGGAAUCAAGGAGUGCCGGCUCUCCAUUCCAUGGCAGAGCCUACGAACAGAUAACGUUGUAAUUCACCUUGAUCUGAUACAAAUAAUUCUGCGUCGUCGACGCAGGGUUCUCCAAGCGCCUUCUCGAUGCCCGCGACCCGGAUGCGCCCCUCCUCGGGCAGACACCUCCAGUUCCCAAAACGGAGCACUGACGUUGCAACCGGAAGGCCACGAUGAGGUGUUUCUAAACGGCCUUUCGCCAGCGUCGGAAGGGGAUCAAAACCCGACGAUUCCUUCGCCGAAAACGAGUCCCGGCGGAUGCGUGGGAAGACGGGGAUCGGAGACGGAGAGGGUGUCGCCUCCAGUUACGUCUCCUGGCGCUAUUCACCUCAGUCGUCCGGCUGAUUCCUCUUCUUCGUGUUCAGCCUCUGGCUUGCCAUCUGGUCGCUUAUCCUUUGCUUCUUCGUCGUCUGCAUCAGUGUCUAAGAAAUCUAUAGGGGGUAGUGACACAUGGGCAAAGUCCAUAUGGGCGUCGAUUUUAUCUAACACCGCCAUACGUAUUAGCAAUGCUGUGAUUCGUUAUGAUGACGGGCCACACAGUGCGUCGUUGUCUGUGGGGUUGCUCGUGCUUCGGCCGAGCGACAAGCCCGCGAAUCCCCUACCGCUUUGGUUACCUGCCCUCCCCGCAUCGAUCAGAAAUCCUGGCGGAGCCUCUGAACGGCUUAACCAGCAAGAGACACCCACCCAGCCAGUGAAUCAAUCGGGAACACUACAUCCGCUCUUGGUACUUCUUAAACUUCAGCAGCCUGCUUCCACUUCUGGUUUCUCCCGCAAUAACUCAGCAGAGGAGGCACGGCUCGCAGACGGAAGCAAAAGUGGAAGUGCUGAGGGAUUCACACACGAGCACACGGCGCCCGCACAUGAAAAUCGUGUUUUGCAUCGGCUGUGCCGAGUUCGAGACCUCACACUAUGUGUACAAACCCAGGAAUCACCGACGGCCACUCAGGAGUCGUAUUGUGGCCACCAGUGGUCCACUACAUCACCUCGGCGUUGCCGCGGCACCAGGAGCGCGGGAACCUCGUCGUCCUUCGUGGGAGAGUCUGCUGCAUCCGCGGUUCGUCUUCCGCCUAUGGGCGCUUCAACAGAUCUCGGUGCCCAGCAAAUUGCCGGAGGCCUGCCAGCUCCGCCUUCCUCACUGAAAAUUCCGUGGCCUGAUGUGGAUACACCCAGUCGAGCCGUGUCGUCAGAAAAGCUAAUCGGAGAAGCGACACUCUCUCGAGAUACUUCAAAUGAUUUAUCUGUCUCGUCGCUCCCCGUAUUUUGUCGUGUGAUGAGACGGUCAACGACCACGCCCCGUUUAUCCGCUUGCCCUUCGCCCGAUUCGCCACACGCAGGCGCCUGCCCGACACCGGCAGCUGCUCGAUCGCCGCUCGUAUCUCCCAGUGGUUCUCAUGCCGCUGCGGCUGGUGGUAAUGAUCCUGGUAGAGAUGAACAGCUCCGGUAUUCCGUGUCUUUGUCGCCGUCCGUGCCUUCCCUACAGCCGUCUGGGCCAGCCAGCCUGAAAGGUAUAAGGCUGAUGACAGGGUUUCGAAUGCCUCAGCCAGCCAGCAAAACGGAUGAAGCGGAUAGCGGUGCCCCCUCACAAGGUGCGGAGGCUCAGGCAGGCUCUGCAAAUGUCCAGGCGUUGGAGCAACCCAUCGAGGACGCAUGCUUCACAGCAGCAGUUGCAGCGUGUGCGGAGCGAAGUGGGGCCGCGGAACAGAGGCAACAGGUAACACGGACUCGCGCCGAACAGCCGAUGGUUCACAGAUGGGGUUGUGAGAUUCACUUUUCACUUCCUCUGUCUCUCCUGGAUGCGAGGGGCAAUGAACUUGAUGAGCCCUGGGUGGAAGAAGCUGCGGGUUCGGUGCGGAAACGCAGCAGCCCAACAGACGAGGCAGACAGCCACCGUAAGGGUCGUUCCCUACAUGCCGGGCGAAAAGCUUCAGAGAGGUGGUUGGACGCGUGGAUGGACAGGUUCGAGGCGACGAACGAUCAGGAAGGAGGCCGCGUAGGCGUGCGCCGCGUGUCCGCGCCUGGCAGAGAGCACGAUGACGGAGACACUUCGGAGGUCGACGACAAUGAAGCGGAACUAGAACUGUAUCGGCAAUCCGAAAAACAGUUCGCCGAAGCGAGCGGCGAGCUGCCAAGGUUCCCUGAGAGCUUGAAGAAGCACUUGGAAGACACGCUCACGGCUCCUCAAUUAGAGGAAUUGCGGCGAGAGAUGCUGCAACAUCAUCGCGACCAACAAAUGUUACUUCGUCUUCAACAAAGGCGAAAGAAAAAGGAGAUCGAGAAGACCAUACGCUCUCGCCUCCUUGCAACUCGAAGGCCUUAUCCGCUUACACUACGAAUUGACCUCGCUCCUUUCCAUCUACGUCUCAGUUCUUCACAACUCUUUGCCCUGAGGCAAAUGAUCUCUAGCGAAAAAGAGGAUGAGACAGAAGAAAUGGGAUGCAGCGGCGAGCACGGCGGCAGGAAAAACAGGGAAGGGCCUCACGGAUGGCCGAAGGCGCUCUGCGGGAGAGGGAGAUCGGGAGCUACAUCCACAGCCGACGUUAAGCUAGACAAACACGCGUCACGCGUGGUAGCAACACCCGACCUGGAAGCCAAAGACAUGCAGCCAGCACAUUCUUCUCACGACGGCUCUGAUACGAGUGUCGUCCCCAUUGCUGUAAGAGGCGACGCAUCCGAUGAAGGAGAGAAAGACGAAGGAAGAGAGUAUGACGCCGAAGAAACGCCGACAGCAGCGAACGGUGGAUUGGGCGAUAGUGAUCGCAGAGCAGGGAGUGAAGAACCACGCACACCAGGGGAACCUGAAGACAGUUCAUCAGCACCUUGUGACGAGGGCACGGCGGGGAAGUCGAUCGUAGGCGGCGGAGAUCGAGAACGAAGGGUGAAAACAGAACGAGUUGAGAGGGUGCGAGAGGCCGCGAACUUGGACAUCUGGUGUUGCACAGAAGAUGCCGGAAAACGAGGUGCGCUCCCUUGUUCGUUGGCGUCCAGUGCGUCUCACUCAGACAGUGGUAGCGCAUCUGGACUGCCCGAGACCGAGGGUGAGCGUGACAGCGGGGACAUGCGACAAAUAAAAGAAGGCGUUGCAUCGUCGGUCCCUGUCAUCAACUGUGAUGGAGACGAAGGCAGAGGAGGAGGAAGGGGUGACGAGACCAGGAGGGUACAAACAUGUGCUGCUGCAACGCCGACGAAAUCAGACACAGACGAAGGCGCCCGAGACGGUGCCGGACAACAAGACCCAGUGGAACGUCAAGGCGGCGAUAAGAGUCGGACAUGGGGGAGAUGGCUAGCCGAGCUUCUGUUGGGAAGCAGCUCCGAGGAUGAAGUGGACGCAGGCACGAGCGAUGAUGAACGAGUAGCAAACGGGUCUGGUGAGACCACCCCUUUUUUCGGAGCUGGUGCCGCGACCAAGGGCUCGGGCUCGCCUGGCGCACCAACACCGGUAGAGAUGCACGGUUCGGCAGCGUUGCGUUUUGCCGAGAAAGAAGUUGGAGGAUCAGAGUUGAAGCCGAUGGUCGGCAAGGUGGAGGGACUUGCCCUGCAUGAGCAGUUUGGAGAUGCUGGCGCAGUAUCGGGCUUCCCGGAGGCGCGAGCAGUCAAACGAGAACACGCCGAAACUCACAGUGACACGUCCGGGGAGAGCGAGAAAGAUGGGGAAGAAAUAGCAAGUGAGGGGUACGAGUCAACCCUGUCAUCAAAGGACGAACACAGUGAUGGGUCGCUAUCGUCUAGCCAUUCCGCUUUCUUCUCUGCUGAAAUGUUGUCCCUCGCCUCGGCUGACGAGUUCCCUGAUGAGGACACGAACGUCGAGGAGCGAUGCCCAGAUCACCAGGGAACCUUUCACGAUUUGACCAAGAGCGGCAAAGGCAGUUCGUCGGUUGCACGAAGGGAGAGUGAGAAGCAACAGAUGCGAGAAUGGACGAAGAACAACGUGGGCGCUUCGAAUAUCACCAAGAAUGGAACAGUACCAAGCCCUGUUCCAUUUCUAUCUCUGCUUCAGCGUUCCUGUGGUCCAGUCUUCGUUCGCGUGAAUCUCUCCUCCUUCACGAUUGCUCUCGACUUGGUGACAUUGGAUCAAGACUCCCUCGCGACGCCCUUUCCCGAAGCAACGUCUCGAGCGUGCUCGCCACCGCUGUCAGAGUUGCCGCCCGCUGCAGUCUCACCAGCGUCGUCAGUUAGCGCCUCAGUCAAGUCGUCCUCGUGUGAGGCUUCUCGUGCCAUGCCCGUGUCUGUUCCGCCUGCCUCAUGUUCUGCUUCGGCACCUUUGCAGCCAACUGCCGCGUCGUCCACACCACGACCUCCUGCAUCACCGCCUCGUUCUGAUUCCUCGACAGUUGAGUCAUUUGUUCGAGAGAAACAAGCUGCGUCUGACCAGCACGCUCUCGCAGGAGACCUGGAACGGAACGCAAGGGAAUUGACCAAGCCUAGAGUAAAUCAAAUCCUUCAGAUCGGUGUCGAUGAACUGAGCGCGACCCUGUACCUUCCCCUGCCGACGGACGGGAUUCCGGCAGUCGACUUCGAAGCUCAGGCCGUGUGGGCGAAGGAAAGAGGCCAUAUGAGAACCGGAGCCCGGCUGCGCCUUCCGCCCUAUGCCCACGUGCCUCCACGGUUAGCGAGGUGUCUGUACCGCGGCCGGCACGCGUUCCGACCCGCCACUUGCGCACGGCAAAGAACCGCAGAGACGCGGACUCGCAGGCGCGUUCAAGGGAACAAAAGGGAGAGGACAGACUCCGAAAGGAAUGAUGCAAGCUUCGCUACGCUGAGUCAGGAGGGGAUCGACCGUGAAGAAAGAAAUUCCCGAAUGGCACAGGACAAGAUUGAGGGAGAUGUGCCGCAUGGCGAUACCGAGGAAGCAGAACCUGACCACUAUUUCAUUCUGCUUGGGCGCGUGCCAGAAGAUGGCAGAUCUCCAUCCCACGGAAUCGGGUCGGCCGCCAGUGGAAUGGUCCCAACCGGAGAAGGUCGCCCGCCUACACAGGUUCGUGGAUCCGCGCAGUCUUGGCAAUCGGUCCCUUCGGCAGUCUCGGCUGAUGACUCGACUUCUGCUGAAGGGGACAGGAGAACAGCCGAAGCCGCAUCGGCGGGCGUAUCGCCCGUGCAAACAGGGCACAAGCUACGCACAUCUCCUGGAGGUACUACUGGCACAUGUUCGUCGGCCGCGAGCACUGAGGGGAUCUGGCCGUCCUCGGCUGCGUGCGAGUCUCGUGCUGCCGGUUCGCUUGUCGAAAAGGAAGAAGGGGGUACAGAGGCAUCUCACAAUAUUACUCCACCUGCUCGGGCACCUCUAGCCUCAUCAGGCAGUAGCAUUUUUGCACGCUUUUCCUCCUUCGCCUUCUCAUCCUUCUCACGACAUGGGACUCUGGCGCCUCAAGCCGAGACACAGCCGAUCGGCACUUUUUCGUCGUGCUCUGACUCUUCUACAACAGACAGAGACCAGCACGCACGAGCUGUAGACAUGCCAGGCGGAGCUCCUGCGCAUGCGGAGGUUUCCUCGAAUUCCCCCUCUUGUGUUCCUUGUCCAGCAGAAGAAAACUGCACUACCUGCUCUAACUCCACAGUAGAGCAGCAAGCUCAGUGGCGUGCGCCUGCAGUUCGCUGCUCAAUUUUACUCGUCACCGAAGAACACAUUAACUAUGCGAGGCUUCGGCUGCAGCAAAAGCCGAUAUGUGAUCGAAAGAAGGCACCUUUCGGGGACAAGUCCGAAGAAGCGUCCUCUACGCUAGCUCCUUCAGGGCGAGCCGUCAUUUCCCCCGGCUCUGCCUCGACUCCAGUCUCGUUACCGCUGCGAGAGUCUGCUACUGCUGCCUCAGCUGGCCGUUCCUCUCGCCACGGGUCGUGGUCUUGGUUCUCGCCCACCUAUCGCGUUUCCUUCGUACUAGGUGACAUCUCUGUGCGUCUGCGCCCAGUGUCUCUUUUUCCUUCCCUUUGUGCUUUUCUCGUUGCCGGGAUGGGAAGGGCGUCUUCCCUGUCGGCACGAGCACGACAACGAAUGACGGAAUCAAUGACGGUGCCACCGUGCUUUGGCAGUGGUUUCCGUCAUGAUUUUGGUUUGUGCCCCAUGGCAAAACGCUUGCCGUCCAUGCCAGAACCAGAUAAGGCGGGUAUCGGAGAGCCGAAUGGAAUGGACGAAUACCGGCAGAAGCUGGUUGCGGCCAGGCGGGAGGAAGGCCAGGAGCCUUGUGAUGUUUCGCAACGUCUGCCAGGCUCUGACGGACAGCCUGACACCACAAGUGAAGGCACGAUAGUCAAUCCUCGUCGAGACCCGCGGGAGUCUGUGACUGUGGCGAACCUCGCUGGGCAGGUGGCGAAUGUGACCCGACAGGCGACAGAUUCGAAGGAGACGGAUCGGAGAGUGAUCCAACGAAAAGCUGUUCUUUCGUCACGCCGCUCCUCACAGUCUCCAGUAUCAGGUCCAAAGUCGUCUCAGUCGUGCUCCGCAUCAACCGCUGUUGAAUUUUAUCUGCAUGUUCCUAACCUAAAUGUGGGCAUUCUGCUUCCCUCUGCCGAACCAGUUCGUUUCUGUAGAAGUCGAUUGCACUCUCUUCCUACCUCUCGCAGUUGCUCAUUAGAAUCAUGUUUAUCUUCUGAAGCUUCCUCGUCAUCCAUCGCCACCUCAGCGGAUAAUGCCCCGCCGGUCGUUGUACAGGUGAAGCCCUGUCGUGGAGGCAAAACUCAGCGGGGGUCCUUCAGAGACUGCGCUCGUCCGAUUGUUGAGAAAAGCGCCAGAGUGUCUUGGGUUUGCCUCGACGUCAAAUCCGUAAGGCUAGCGAAGCAUUCGCUGCCGCCAGACGUCGAGCAACUGCUCAUCCAGUCUCUACCGAUGCACAGUAAAGCCUUGCAUCCGUCUCUGCGUGGAUCCGCUCUCUCACCAUUUUCGAAACUCCUGGAUACCCUUAGUACCGUGUCUCACGGGAACGCUGCCUCGGGCGACCCCGGACGUCCGCCACGCCCUCCCGGCUGUCAUGCACCGGCUUGUGCAUGGUCCGGGGUGGGUGGGUCCGUUGUUGUUGAGCCGGCGGCUGUUCAAGUCCCUCCUCAAGGCACUGAAGAGAGCAAUGACUGGGAUGCAUGUUUCAGCGGGGUACCGCACGGAUUUACCACAUUCUCCCACGCUCGUGUGGUGGAUUAUAACCUUCUGUCGACGACCGGGAAUCGCCGCUGCCCCAUCACCGAAGAUGCCGGCAUAGAGAGAGGAGACACGGCAUUCGUGGACCAGGAUCAGCGCUUGCAAAACCUUGCUGACUCGACCACAGGAUUGUCCAAAAAAGCGGGCUGGAUAGCCGCCUGUAAAUCUAGAGGAGAAGAAGGCUUCACACUGACUGUCGAGCACGCUUCUGUGGAGAUCUCGAUCGACAGCCCGCGUGCGGAAACGAAACGACUGCGUAUGUGUCAGAGGUUGGCGACAGGGAGACAGAAAACGGGACAAUCGAACAAGGAGAGUAGCCAGUCACCGACCACGCUGGUCAAGGACAGAACGCUCGACAGCGAUCCACACCGUGAAGGGAAACGCGAGGGGACACGUGUCGAGACAAUUGCUAAUUCGUUCGAUGACGCGGGGGUGCAGCCGCUGCCAGCUUCAUGUUCUCUCGUCUCUUUCAAUGCCUUGGUAUUCGAGUUAAAUCAGGAGAGUGCGAGAGUCCCCCUAGGUAGAGCCACAGGACACAGAUCCACUAUGCCAACGGAUCUGCUCUCAAUGCGGUGCGGCUCUCCCGCCGUUCAUGCCCUCAAGGCGGGGAGCCGUGAAUGUCCCACGGGAGCACCGUCAGGAUCACCGGAAAGACGAGGUGUCUCUGUGGCGUGCCUCCAACCACUCCGACGCGUUCAUCCACGCCUUUCCUUGUCCCUGCCCGUUGUGCCAUCGCAUCCACAGAAUGAGCCAUCUCAUUCGUCUAAGGCAUCAGUUGCCCGGUUGUCUGAUGCGCGCGUGCACCGUGUGCCCACGUUGGCUGAGUCCACACUUCGAUCACUUGGUACCCCUGGGUCGUUGACUUCUUUAAUGCCUCAGGCUGCCACGCGCGCGUCGGUGUCGGUGCUUGUGCCUUCGGCGACCUGCCAGGCAUACAUAUCCCUUUCGUCUCUGUCGGUCGGUCUCUCGCUAACGUCGGUGCGUGCGCUCGCAGCAUCUGUUGCCGCCAUGGAUUUCGGUAUUUCGCUUUUGCUUUUGGGAGCAUCGGGGUGCCUUGUGUUCGACAAUCACAGAGGUGAACACUGUCGAAGCCCAUACGAAGAGGGAGUCGAUUGCAGAGGCGAAUUGCAAGGCGGCCCAAAUGUGCUAAAGGAGAAGGACAAAAAUCUGGAUAUGUUGCUUUGGUACUGCGUAACACCCUCAGCAUGCAUCGAUUUUGUCCGGUAUCCUUGCCGUGUCGGGAAGACCCUACGUCGGAGCACAGAAGUAGCUGGCUUGCGCACCACGCACAGACAGCCGUUCGCGUUUGCCAGCUCCUGGCAUCUCCGACAACACGUAGAGAUGACAUCAGGCAACGCCGGGGCUCCUGGCAGCGAUUUAUUUUAUUCUCCUCAAGCUAUCGAUCAUCGAUUUAUCCCUUUUUCUGCCAGCAGAGGUGCAAACGGAGCAGAGAACCUGCAAGUGUGUGUAUCCUUGGGGUAUUUCUCUUUCUCAACGCGUGCCGCCUCGUUCGCGUCUCAAGUGAUUGGAGUUCCUCCGGUCCGUUUACUCCCUGUUUCGCCAUCUCCGCAGAGGGGCCGUUCGGUUCUUCCGGAGGGAAAGGCCGAAGAAGACAUACCCGAGGAGCAUCCAGACGAGGGCGAAUCUGGGCGAGGUGUGGAGGACAGGGUGCUCGGCUACCAUUCAUCAGAGUCAGCAGACAGACGAGGGAUACACGAGAGCGAAACGCAGUACUGGAGACGGGUGCUGCUUCCACAUUGGAAAGACGAUGACCACCGAAACGACGAAGGGCAUGCAAACCUAUGUGGAGGAAAGAGCAGGACACAGCGCCUGCCGGACAAUGAACGGAUUCCUCUGUUGGAGCAGAACCCUGAUGCACAUCUAAAAGAGGAAGCAUUACCACAAUGCGUGGGGGAGGAUCGCGAAGAUGUGAUAGACAGCGAAGAAGGAGUCAAGCGACGAUCAGCUGGACUGAGCCGAAAAAUGACAAGCAGCAUACACUCAAGACUCGCGACUGAGGAUAGGAGCGGGGCGAUUAGAGAGCGACUGGCUCCAUCACCCGAGCAGACAGACGCUGUGCCCUGUUCGUCUGACUCGGGUUCCGUCUUGUCGGGCUCAACGGCUUGUAUUGUGCUCGACGCGACAGCGUGCGUGGGUACAGUACAAGCGUAUGCAGUGUCGCGUACACAGAAUGGGUCGCAGCUGAUAAAUCUGUUUGGACAUAAGAAUCAGUUGCACGUAGCCGAAGAAAUCCAACCACGUCAGAGUGAAGGUGGCGGCAAAGCGGCUGGAGACGGCGUGAUGCAUGUGACGCGCCGCGUCAGCAGGGCAUCGCGCGAACCGAGCGAGCGGUCGCCCUCGUCACCCACUGUUUCGCUCUACUUACGUGUUGCGUACUGCCCCGCUCUUCUGCCAAAGGCCACGUCCGAAGGCAUCAGUGACAUCGCCUUGAAUGCCGAGCCCGGCUUUCUCCCCUCGUCUUAUUUUUCUCUGUGGUCCUCCGCUCUAUGUGCCCGUGCUGUCGACACUGCGCGGUGCUCUGUCAUAAAGCCCGAUACAGGUUUUCGAGGGUUAGGAGACACAUUUCUCCCCGUGGAUAUCGCUGACAUCCAUGAGCGGGAAACAUGUGGAAGGGGAUUGGAUCGCGUUCCGGUGGGCGAGAGGCAGAGUAGCGUGUUUUCUCUUUUUUAUUUCUUCCAGCCGCGCUUAGACGACUCCACCACCGUACUGCUUCCUCCGCCUCCUGCCUCGGCAUCCAAACAGUGUUUUGCGCUGCCAACGGUAGCGGAUUGGCGCUGUGUCCGGGAGCCCGUUUUUUAUCUACACGUCUGCGAUCCUUCUCCGCGCAGGAGCCCACGGACCGUAUUGCCACAGAAUGAGGCAGACGCAGUGCCUGGUGUUCUCGCUGCCUCACGGGAUUCUACCCCAGCUCCACUGAACGUCGUGGUCUCCCCUGAGUGGCUUGCUGUCGUAGGACAGGCAGCGGCGCUCACGUUCUCCCUGCACUGCCCGGCACUGUCGGCGGUUUGGGGUUCGGCAUCCUCGCACUCGGAGAAUGCUUGCCGAAUCAUCAAAACUUCUAGCGUUCGAGAACCUCAGAAAUUGCAGCGACCAGGUCGCCAAGAAUGCAACAAUACUCAGGAACUGCAACGCGAAGGCAAGCGCAGGGCAGCACAUUCUGUGCCCGAGUCAUGCUCAGCGGGUAACGUUCAGGACACAAAAUUGGACGUUGGUGGUGUACCUGUAGCGUCGGUGUACUCCGGCGGCCCUGACGGCGCAAGCGGAGACAGGCUGCGUGAGCAGCCGAGUGCUAUUUCAAGGUUGGCAUGCGUCUGCUCUGAUGCGUACUCUUCUUCCGGAUGUUUUACCGAUCUUUGUCAGUCAUUCCCGUCUGUUCUCCCUCUGUUUCUUCUAGAUCAGCCGUUUGACAUCUCCAUUCCCAUCUUUCGUCUUUGGCUUUGCUCUUCAUCCAGCACGCCUGAUGCAUCACGAGACAACGCCUGCGAGUCACGAAAAACACUGAAUAGUGGGGGACGCCGCCUUUCAGUCCCACCGUCGUCAACGCAAAAUGCCUCGGAGCUGCACUUCCAGCAGGAUAACGCGCCGGUUCCUCGGCUCAGGGAAGCAGGCACCAUUUUCAACACCUCAGCGCCGGGUAGCAAGAAGCGCUUCGAUGAAGCAGCAAGCUUGGGUGUGGCUGGUACGACCUCAGAUGGCGAGUCUAGUCCGGCUUCAGGGUCACCCUCUGGCUUGCCGGUCUCAAGCGGAACGGCGUCGGAGCUGUCUCAGACCAGCGUGGUUGCGUGGGCGGAUCUACCCCGAAUAACGUGGAAGCAUUCAUGUUUGUCAUUCACUGGCAUGGCUGUGUCCUUUGCUCGAAAGGGCAAUGCGCCACGCUGCGCAUCCACGCAGUCGUUUCCGUCAGUAAAGUUGGAUUGUCUUUCAAUCAACACCCGUGUUCUCUUCCUAAGCCGAAAGAAUUCUAUCGCCUCCCUGGCUUGGCCUUUCGCCUCCGUUGCUUCUCUGGCUUCGCCAUGCUCCUGGCCGUGUGCAUCUGUGAAGGCUUCGGGAUCACAGCUUCAGAUGGCGUUUUUCCUAGAUGAUCUUGCACGGAUCUGCCAGUGCAUUCACGACACCCAGCAUGCCUUUAGUGUCAGACCUAAUGUGCUGCACGUGGAAACGGAUCUUGCAUCGCGCGCGUUGGCGUCUUUUUCUGGCCCCCGCUUAAGCUCCGCCGUGGAGGGGAAGCGUGAACUGGACCAGGUGGAUGGAUUAUCCGUGUGUUCACCAACCUGUAACAAACAACAUGGGGAGACAGAGGCAGUGAGCAACCGCACGGACAACUGUUCUACUUCAGGUACUGUGGAGGGCAGCGACUUUGCUGUCGGUAGAUCUUCUUGCCCUUCUUGUUCCACAGACACGUCAGCAGCAGCUAUUACUGGUGUGCAUGUGACAAGCAAAAGGAGCACUUGGAGGUCGAAUGACGCCCCAGGUCGACGUGGCGUCGGACCUGUACGACACUCGGGUGCGGGCAAGUAUAACGGCGCACCGCACACAAAUGCUAGGGCGGGCGGACGUCGACAGCCGAAAACACAAAGCGACAAAAAACGCAGCAAGGGAGGGCCCGACCGUUCACAAGGGAGGCUGGUAUCCCGUACCCGAGGAAGGUCGAUGACGACACAGUGGGAGGAAAGGAGACGCUCGGGUCAGAGACGCACCUCCGCAGAAUGUGAGGUAUCGUCGCGACAAACCGGUUCCUGGCUUAAACAUAUAGGCCUGGCGAUGGAAUUCUCGAUCAGCGCGGAGACCGUAUGGAGGGUUGGGGGAGCAGAGCGAGGCCCGCCAGCGGCGGUGAGUGACACAGGAGACGGCGGCGGUCACCAACGGGUCCGAAUGUAUUCGAGGCUGUCCGCCGAACGCAGUGCAGACAGCUUCAGGAACGACGACCCUUGCAAAACCGCUGUAGUAUUGGCGCUGUACCCAUUUUCUCACCACUCUUCAACUGCUUCUCCAGCUUCUGCGGCUAGCAUGAACGGCUUACGGUUGGGUGUCCCAGGCCUCUGCUUGUCCGUCUGGCGCGCUCCAUCUGACAUUCGUCACUGCGAUGCUGGAACACGUUGCCCGCUGCCACUCUCCAGCAUGUCGCCCUGGUUGGGCACACUUUUCCCGCGCUCGUGCUUUGAGAUUGAUGUUGAGCUGCAAGCUUGCUUGGACCCUGUCGUGAUAGAGUGCCUGUCGAAUGCUCACGACCUCGGCCUUUCAGCGGUGUGUUGUUUUCCGGCAUCUGCUGGCAAAAUAGAUGGGUUUUCUGAGACGAAAUCGUCUCCAUAUCACAACAGGCGAGGGCGAGAACAAGUGGCGAAUCUGAAGGGAGCUGCGUUACCAUGUCGGUUGCAUGAAACGUCGAUGGACCGUCAUACACAUGAGCUCAACGCACGCACAGAAGCAAGGCCGAUGCGGCAGAAUGACCAGGAACAGAUAGAUCGAUGCGAAAGUGAGGUACGCCAGUGCGAACAUCCUUGCGUUCGGGAACCGUGGCUUGUCUUUACCUCUACGCACCUCACCCUCUGUACGGAGAAACAGCGCGAGCGACACAGGGCCCAGGUUCCAGAAGGAGAACAGCAGAGACCGAAGGUGGAGAACAGCGGGAAGAGGCACAGAACGGUAGUGAUGGAAAGCCGCAGGUCCAAGCACGCCAUUGCUGCAGAAUUGAAUCGGUUGCUCAUCGUGCCAUUUUCGCUCUCGCUUCCACUUUUUUCUCUUGUGCCUCUGCUUGCUCGCUUCCUGGCUGCUUUUUCACCUGAAUGUGCGCCUUGUUUGUCUGCGGUUCGGACCGUCUCGGAGUCCCGCUGCCCGGCUGCUGGCGUUUCACCGUCCUCUGGUCGACCGUUCAGAGGGUCGGAAGCGACUGCAUGGGAUUCGAAAUCACGGGGGCACCAUCGUAGCAAGUCUGGGGCAGGACGGCAACAGGCAGCACCGGCGGAGAGCACCAUGAAACGCGCUGGAACGACUGGGACCACAUUUUCAGGGUGGCUGGUUCGGCUGCCUGCAGCAUCAAUAGCAAUACCGUUGAUGCUUUCGCCAUACCCUGUAGCUGGAGCGGUGUUGUCGUAUAAGGCUGGUCAAAAACGAGAGUCGAACGAAAUGACGAGGCGCGCACCAAGCCAACAAUCAAAGGAUAAUCGAGCAUCGCGCGACGCCAAGCAGAGUAAUGACAGCGGUCAAAUCCGAAAAGGACAAGGGGACGCUCGCACGAACGGUUUGCAGACAUGCCAACAGGACGGGAAUGGUCUUCCGCCUACGCGUGUCAAUUCGAACAGUCUUGUGUUCCUGCUGGGUGACUGCUGGAUUCAGUCGUCAUCCUCAACGUCCUCCACGUUCUCUGCUGCCAACCCAUCUUCAUCAACGGGAAUGACACUCUCUGUGCCUCCAGGUUCAAUGGAGGGGGAGAGCCGCCGAAGGGCCUACAUCUGCAGCGCCUCGGAUACUCGUGGAUCUGGCACUGUCGCUGCUAUUCUUCACAUGAAUGAGAAGGAAGGCGAGACGCAACGGCGCAGUACAGAAGGCGACGUGGAGACACCACGGACACUGCGAGGGAAGAUACCUAGCUCUUAUGCUGGAACUGUACCACCUUCGACGGCAUCGUCGGCAUCUCAGUCGCCUUCUGUUGCCUGUCGGAGUACCCCUUUCGCAGUGCUUAUUUCAAACCUUCCCUCCCCCUACGUGAAUUUACUGGAGCCCUGUACAAUAUCACUUUCCUGUUCCGCACGGCUUUCUCCUGUCCAGUGUGACCACCGUCCGUCUGGCCCCGUUCUUGCAUCGGGCCCUAGUGCUCCUCCUCUGUUGGGGCCAUGGCCUUCUGUGCCGCCAGCAUCGGCGGUUGUCUUCCGUGUUCCGGAGGCGUCGUGGUAUUCAUCACGAUGCCUGUUUCAUACAUUCCCGCCCGACGCGGCAGACUCACUGUUUUUUGAGAAGCCGCAACAAAAGCGGGAAAACGCAGCUGUGCGAUCCCAUUGGAAUGCGGCGUCGUCUCCCACGGAAUGCAUGGGGAAAGUAGGCGUCACUACUGAAUUACAUGUCUCUCCCAUUCGCGUCAGCUGUGAGAGUUUGCGAACAUUCCACAUCCUUCUGAUUUUCUUCUUUGUUGUCGAACAACAGCUGAUGCGGCUUCACAAGGCUGUGGAGGCGUUUCGCUCUAUACGCGAGUGUCCGCAUGACAGUACCGUGCAGCAAGCGAAUACACCGUGGACACACGGUAGACGCAGAGUGAGACGCCCACAAGAAGACGAGGCCCGAUGCUCGAGCCACCUUGCUGCCCAGCCGGCUGAAGAACGACGAUAUGUGAUGACCGUCAAAGCAAAGCGAAAACGCAGGGACGACAAUCGUGUGUGUGGAGAACUGCAUGGAGGAACCUCCUCCGGGGAGGACAGCUCCGCCACAGUGAUCCCGGCAGCACAAUCAACAUUCCGCCUCGGAAACAACAACCUCCAGGCAAAUGCUCCAGACGGAAGCUACUUCGAAGAGGACGACGAGCUUGAAGAUUGGCUAGACAACAGAGGGAGGAGCUGCAAGGAAGGAAACGGAUCACCUGGAGAACACCUCUUUAAACAAUUGUGUUGGCCGCCUUCUCAUUUCACUGUGCAACUGGACAACGUUGACAUUAUACUCCCUUCCAUUGCUUGUUUCUCUGAGUGUGUUCUGCUUGCGACCUCUCAACCAACAAAUGCGUCGUCUUCGUAUCGUGCCUCUGCGCCUAUCCAGCUUUCGCUUGGCUGUGUGACGGUGCGUCACUCGCAAACGAUGACCAGGAAUCAGGCAUCGGCCUGGUCCCUGACAGACAAUACGAAUGACCCAGACGAGAGCCGCAAGCCGAGAAACGACACGGCUCCCUGCAGAGUCUUGCGGAUGCGCGGUACAACGGACGCGAUAAGGAACAACGAGCUUGCGAAGGUCCUCUCGAGCGUGAACGUGGACAUGAUUGAGUUUUUCCUAGAGAGAGGUUCGCUAUCCGCUGGCAACGCGGGAGUUCUUGUUUUCGAUCUAGACGAAAACAACGGGGAACAAGUAGAUCAAAGCAGAAAGCAUGAGGCGGACCCUCAGGUAACAGGAAGGUUUCCGGACCAUCUUAGUCCUUCCCAUCAUAGGCAGGGCGACACGGCCGAAACGGGAAACGAAGGCCGCGAGUCCCCUCCAGCGUUCCUCAGCGUACGCGUGUCCCAUGAGCGGCCAAUGUUCCGGGCAACCAGUGGAUGCCUUGGCAACUCGGCCGGUCGUCGCGGGUUCAAGGCUGUAGAGGGGAUUGAAUCGCCAACAGCCUUCACCGUCAUCCCAGGUGAUGAAAUGCGUUCUAUUCAAGGCCACUGCUGCUCCAUACAGGGCGUCAUGAAGGUGUCUACACUUCUUAAAGGCGCGACGUCGUUUUUGCGGUUUUACCAGGCUGUACAUGAUGCCGUACGGCAGUUGCACAGCUGCCCGAUGGACGUAUACAUACACAGAGAACGAGACGACGAGACGACCGAAAUUGGAAGACAGUCAAAUAUCACGGAACACGCGCAUGCCUAUAGAUCCCCAGAACGGUCACCGAAGCCGCAGUCGGGGGUCCAGCGCCAGCGUGAGUGUAGGUGCUGCGUACGGCCCUCUAACAAGGUCACAGUUUGUGGCGUUACCCCUGUCCUCUCAGAGAGUCGAUGGCCCGCGGUACCGUCUCUGACAACGAGUUUCUCCGUCAGGCGUUGCUUCGUGAUUUUCUGCCGGAACGACGUUCCUGACCCAGGAGCCGAACACGUACGAGACGGUGCCGGCGAGGGCAAAUGCCGUUGCAUUGGUUCGAGGAGACCUCGACUGAGCCAACGGCAUCCCAUCUCCGCAUCGGCAGGUUACCGGGCAGCUGAACCACACAAGGAUGAGGCAAUUGCCCUCCUGCUUGAGGCCGUUGUCGUCGCGACGGCCCCUCAUGAGUCUCGAUCUUAUGCUUCACAGUUCGUUACCCUCUCGAGCUCUACGCGAGCACCAGUGACCCUGCUCUCACGCUCGUCAUUAUCUAGCUUGCACUCUCGUUCCGCUCGGUCGUCACUUACCGCCAAGAGAUUCGGUGGUUCCUGGUUUUCGUCCACAGUUUUCCUUUCAUCACGCCAUGAAGACCACCCAUCGUCGUCGUGUUCGGCUCCUCCCCCUUCUUCACCCCCUCCUGAGCAAGCCACAGCGCAUGGCGUUGCUACGUCGUGUGUCGAGACACCACAGCACCAGGGUGACUGUUACCUCCCUUCCGCUGCCAGUCAUCAUCCAGCGCAUAGCCCCGAUGAUAAACCCCCGUCCCCGGGACAACACGAUUCGAUUGCCGACGACAUGGUUAGGCAAACGCUUCCAGAGUAUCUUGAGUCUGUGAGCGCAUCGGAGCAAUUCUGGAAAUUGUCGGCAGAGUCCUGUGGUAUCUUUUCAUGUUGUCCUCGGCUGACGUCGCCGCGUUACAUGAUAACCACCGAACGGCGAGAGGGUGGUAAGCGUGGCACUCGCCGAAAGGCGCCUAAGGCCAAACUGACAAGGGCGUCGUUGUCCUCAGCCCGGAUGCUGCAAUCGGUGUGUGUUUCGUCUGUCCAUUCUUGCGAUCGUUUCCGGUAUCGAGAAUGUCAAUGGGCGAAGGUGCCCAUUGUGGCACCUGCUCACCUGGAGGUAACAGUUUCCUCAUAUGUGGUGCAGCGCCGCCGCAGCUGGCCGAGUUCUGCCCCUCUCCUGGGCAUUUUGACAGACGCUUGCGAUGGAAACAUUGAGAAUGACGAUGGAGGGGCGAGGGAUGUGAUAGGAGAGCAAGACAAAUCGGAAGACGAGGGAGAAAGGACAAAUUCUCCAUUGGACAUGGUGUCGUACAACGAAUUGAAUUUCGACUGUGAGAUAUCGUCCAUUAGCGUAUGGAGCAGCGCUGCAAAACUGCGGAUGGUCGUUGACAUUCUACAGAGUUUCGUUCCUCGAACUGCAGCUUGCCCUGGAAGCAAGCAAGCGAUUCAACAAACACGGGUAGCCGACGUUGGUUCGCUACCACGAGGCUCGGCCGCUCCGUCCCCUUCAUGCUCCACUCGUUCAUGUUCCUCUGCGUCCUGCUCCUCUACUGGCGCAACGUGCGGAUGCGGUGGAGAAGCAGGUAGCGAUGGCACAACAUUCGUACUCGUGCCCUACCUUCUGUUCUUACCUGAGAACUUGCUAUUAGCCUCUGCGCCUCCAACUAACAGCCCAGCGUUUGCAAGAACACUUUCCCAAGAGCGCGACCACACUUCUCAAGAGCCAAGUCAGGCACUGUCGAAGGGUCAGACGCCGUCCGUUGACGUCUCUUCAAACGGUACCGCCUUUUCCCAAACAGCCAGGGUCAGGAGUGCUCCAGAGACAACCCGCCUGCCAGGCGACGCGGCGCCCGUCGUGCGUGCCCCAGACGAAGUGUACGGGAUCAAAUUAUCUCUCCUUUCUGCUCCUGUUUCACAAGGCACCUCACCGGCAAACCCGAUGAAGAAUGAGCCAGUCGACAUCUGUCGGCGUCUUCGUUCUCUUCAGGCUCUGUGCUCCUGUUCUUCUCGUGCGCAAGCGGAGACUGCGGAGACAUGCAGUGCGCAAGAUGGCAGUGUGGAGCUCUUUGUGUGUCUCGACCAGCCAGCCGCCAUCUUGCAUGCGGAGACGUUUAUUGCCGAGAGAGAGUCGAAGUGGGGACAAAGGGUAAACACCUUGCCAAGUCGAAGUUCCCACACGAUCGGGAAGUCGGCGACGGACGACAGCGGAAUUCAAGAACGUUCUUGUUUUUGUGGCAACCAAUGUCGAUGUGUGAAUGCCUGCGGGCGCCGGAUGUCCUUUUUUACCAUGGAACAUGGCAAUUCCUCUAGGCGACAAGCAUCUGACAAUGCCACGGGACAGAGGCCAUUAGGAAGUCAAGAAUGCUGGGAGGCGGACUGCGAAUCUGGUGUGCCCCUACGCGGGGUCUUCACGGACGACCACAAGGAAGAACAGGCAGACCCCUCUGUUUGGUCUUUACCACCAGACCACGCUUUGGUGCCGUGGCAUCUGUCGCACGUUGAGGCACUUGACGAGCUUCGUCAGGAGUUUGUUUCUGUUUUGGAUUGUUCCAGUUUUCCACCAUCUCCGCAAGGGUACACCUGUGCUGGUCUGCCAUUGCCGGCGUCCUCCUACACGCAUAACAAUGUUCUUUUCCUUUCUCGGCGACUUCGUGUGCGUCUCUCCCAGAGAGCGUACUCCACUUCGUCACAACGUUUAUCGGCUUCCGCAACCUCCUCGUCGGCAUCGUGUUUGUUGCCUCCAGCCAUUGGCUGUUGUUUUGUGCUCCGGCUGUGGGCCGCAGUACCUCUACGGUCGUCUCUCUACUGUACGUCUGUCCUUGUGCGUUCGGGUCAUGCGUCCUUGAAAUGGCCAUACGAUGCUGGCACGUCGCUGUCGUCGUUUCCAGUCUCCGUAUCUCCGUGUCAUUCUUCCUCUCUGCCUCCACCUGCCUACACGGAAGAGCCCCUCAUUGAACUGACUGCUAGAGAUGCCAUCAUCGCGUUUUCUCAUGCCUCCGGAGAGACGUCGAUAGGCUCGCGUUCUCCAAACCACAGCCACUCAUCUCCACUCUCACCCUCCUCCUCCCAUUACUCUUCGUUCACGUGUCUGUCUCCGCGUCAUGUUCCAACGGCAAUAACGCCGGUGUGCGCGCCAUACGCCAAGUACAUGGAGCCGUGGCGGAGAGAUGGUGCGGGCCUCAAGUUGCGAGUGAGCCUCGCGGGUGUCGCUGCCCACGUGUUUGAGGCCCGCACACUUCUGCCGCUUGUCGUCCUGCGCCCGUGUUCACUGGUGGAGCUUGUCUACUGGGCGAACGCAAAGAACAGCGAAACUAAUGUUAUUGCACGUUAUAUCCGAAAGGAACUGAAGCGCGCUUCGCAUACGCAAAACCGCGACCCGAUCAUUGAGGAAGCCGGAGAAUAUGAACGGCUCCGGUCUUGCUUAUCAGCGUCGCCUCCGUCAUCUUGCGGCUCCUGUGGCGCGUUAGAGAAGACGCCGGUUAUAGAAACUGGCAGCUCGGCAUUCCCUGUGUGUUUGGACGAGAUUCUUGUUCUGCCCAUGUCACUGCGGGAUGAGGGGCUAGCUCUCUCAGGAGUGAAGCUGAAUGUGCCUGGCAGAGUCGAGUUGAUUUUGGAUCCGUACCGCCUCUCCCGGACCCUUCAGGCCGCGUGGAUGAUAUAUUCCGCGGUCACCGCGCUUGCUGAGCCUCCUCCUACAAGUGGCUCCGUUGUUCCUCUCGCUGCGUCGAUUACUCAGGCUGACCCUGGAACAUCAGAGGAUCCCAAACAGAUAGAACCUCGGCAUGAAGGGAUGCAACCUUCCUCCGCAGUUUUGCCUGCAGACAGAUGUGAAGCAGUGGACGCAAUGGAGACUGAGACAGGAGCGCAGAGGGGGACGCGACAAAGCGACCACACUGCGUCAGACUCAGUAGGAGGGACGAAAUGCAGCGGAACAUCGAUACAUCGCCAAGCUAACGGUAACAGAGGGCUGGAAGCUAGUGGAAAGGAGAAGGGAACAAACUCAUGCAAACAGCGCAGUUCGAAAUUCCUUCAGCGGGAUUAUCCUCUUUCUCCUCGUCUUCCUUUGAUAAUUCAUAAUCUUCUGCCGAUUGAGGUCGCUAUCCGGCAGGCCGUUUUCCCUCGUCCCGUGUCUUCUACACGGUCUCAGUCCUCAAGCACACCAAACUCCGUGCCGCUCCUCGUCGAGGCAGGAAGCUUCGGUUGCCCCAUCUGGUCGCCCCCUACUGUCUCGGUUUUCUCUGAGGCCGAGCCGCAAGUGCAUCAGAGCAACUCUGCAAAUGAAAGAGAAACGAGGUGUCCUGGUCAACAAGCAGGCGCUCUCCCACUUCCUGUCGCUCUGCAACAUAUAGGAUUUCAAAUUGCAUCGGCAAGCGUCUCUGACAAAGCAUGUACGGAUGCAGCUCCAGGGGAAGCAGAGGUGUGGACACGGCCGGUUGCACCGGAUAGGAUCCUCAAAUCACGAACAGGUUCUGUUGCUUGGGUCCGGCGCGAGCUCUGCUCUCUGGUCGGUUCGGCGUUCCAUUCUGCUUCGUCGUUUGGUGGCGACAAGGCGGGGCGACACAAAGCGGGUCAGGAAAGCUUAGGCGGUCAGAUAGAAGAAGAGGAAGGGACCAGUGGCUCUGGGGGGCCACGAGCUGGAAGUCUACAACCCCCGCGGUGUGAAAACGGAAAGGCCGAGAAUCUGGCUGGGGGAGACGUGGCGUCGACUGACACGCAAAUCACCUACAGAAAAAGGAACAUGCCCGUGAUAUCCGAUCAGAUAGACACCAGGGCAGGUGGGAGAGAUGAUGGGUUGCCGUACUGUUGCCAGCGUCCACUAGGCUUCGGUUACCCGAUCUUUCUUCAUCUGGUUCGUGUCAAUCCCCUCCAAAUCAAAUGUACCAUUUAUCCGCCUCUUAUGCUUCAUUCUGGCGUCUCCAACCUGCUGUUCAGCUGUUGUCUAAGGCCGCUGUGGAACAGACAAGAGGAGGGGAGCGAGCGCAGUGCGAGUCACGAAGAGGAGGAAAGACGAGACGCGGUGAGAAUCAAAGCGACAGUGAAAGAGACAGUUAAUCAGCGCGGUGGCCUUCUGCCUCCUGUGAUAUUUGCGCCUGUGCAUCAUGGGGAAGAGAAGGAGGGAGACGACGAAGACGAAGGCAACGCUGAUGCAGGAGGUGAGACAACAAGUCUACCGUAUACACUCAAUAUUGAAAGCCCACCUGGAACGGAUGAGACCGACGCGAGCGCCUUACCUUCCGGCUUUCCACCUGGAUGCCUCGCCCUCACCCCCAAAUGUUCGUGGGCCAGCAUCAUGAUACCGGCGGUGCCCGUAGAUUCGCCUUCCUCGUACAUGUCGUCUUCUUCUCAUUGUCCUCCUUCGCGGCAUGUUUCAAUAGACGUGGCUCUCAGUCUUCUGGCGGCCCCCUCAAACGACCCUCUGCCUGUUGGCUGCAAAUCGCGAUGUCGCGUCCACUCUGCGGAAGGCGACGAACAGGCUUCGAUGGUCGUGAACGAGACAACGGUUCAGACACAAAAUCGUACGGGUCGUAAUGAACGACCAGUCUCUGGCUUUUGUACUUUCUCAAAGGAAAUCCUUCUCGUAUUGAAUGAAGGUGAAUCGACCGCGGAUAUCGCAUCCACCGAUACGGCUCGCCCACGGGCGUCUUGGUGGCGAAGGCAAUUGACCGCCGAGUCCAAAGGACGGAAAGCCGAAGGACACGGGUGCUCUUCAGGUCCCUGCCAGUUCGUCCCUUUUCGUUGUGGGCACUUAGACGUACCGGUCUGGCGUGGUCCUACUUCGUGUUCUGCAUGCUGGGUAGACAAGAAUAAACUUGCUGGAGAAUCAGCGAAGGGCAAUACGGACGACGGUGUACACUCAGCGUGUGCCCGAAGACCGACGUGCGGGACAGAGGCAGGGAGAAGAAACAUUGCCGUGUACUGUUCCGUCCACGAUUUGGAAGAGUUCCUACCUCUAUCGGAACACAGCGUCAGCUGGCAGAGAGAGACAACCAGUGAGGCGAAGAGGUCUCAAAGUCCUCUGAAAUUGUCGACACAUCACUGGCCGGGUGCGGCUUGCUUUCCUCGCGUCGUCUUCAUUUCCCCCGGUCUACAGGUCGUGAACGCUUCUGACUGUGACCUCUGUUGUGUCAUCGAAGGCUUCGGAGGCACAACACUUCUUAGGCCUUGGGAAACAAAUGAGGUCGACAUCCCCCUGGAAGACACACCCGAUGAAGAAGGUUCUUCACGUAGUCUACGCUUCUUUCUGUUCGAGCCCUCCCCGCAUCCCAUGUCGCCGUAUACUUCCUUCGCUACUACAAGCUCUUUUGCGUCGUUUUCUUACACGUCUGAUCGAGAAGGUGGGAGGCCCCCGGUGAGUGCGGCUUUGCUCGAAUGCGAAUCUACAGCCGGUUCGCUCAGACCAUUCGACCGUCCUUCGCCGUGCGGCGGGUCGCAGGCAUCACUGUCCGCGUCCUCGUGUUCCUUUUCGCCUUAUUCGAUUGCUGCGGCAAACCGGUAUGCGGCCAGCACUGACAUUCCACAGACGCGUUCAUCAGCAUUAUUUUUCCAGACAUCAGAAAUCUUAUCUUUCAAUACAACAGCUUCUCCUUCUUCAUCGCCCUCUCGCUGGUCUUCUUCUCAAUCUUCUGCCGGCCAACUGAAACGACACACCGAGCAGAUGGAGGAGGAAGCUUCUUGCGCCAAACCCGCUCCGGUUUCGUUGCGUGAUUCUCUAUCGUCGAACAAGCCGCGAAGAUAUCAGCUGCUAUGCAGGUCCGUGUUCUGUUCGUCAUCUCUGCGCCCGCUUCGCUGCUAUCUCAGUGCGCCGUGGAUCAUUCGCAAUUUUUCCCCCCUCGGCCUUGCUCUGCGUGGCGUUUCUGGGUUCACUCUCUUUAUCCCUCCAUCGUUCGCCCCAGCAUCUUCAUCUUGCUCUCAGCAUUUCUUCUUGGGCGCAAUGGAAGGCAAGAAGAAAGGAAUGCAGGAGGCCGGACCGUGCGAAACGUGCACACGCAAAAAGGCUCUUGUAGAGGAACAUCCGCCCUCAUCCGUGCUGCUGCCCCAGCCCUCGUCCUCGUGUGCAGUUGUGUACUCUACAGAAUUGAGCUGCAUGCAAGGUGAUCCGAAUCUUCCUCUUACAGCCUUCUUUGGUGUUUCUCUGCCUCGCUUUCCACUCGCUGGCUGUCUGCCAUCGUCUCUUCCGGAGUCUUUACCUCCACAGUGCCAGCAAGCAGAGGUGGAACUAGACGGGAGUCAGGCAGCAGGUCCGGAGCACUCGGACGUUCCCCUCGCACCUUCGCCUGAAGCAGCGGCGUAUUGCUGGAGUCAAGGCAAGCCACAGAUGGAGCAACCACCAGAAGACAAUGUGCUGAAUCGGGUGACACCAGCAAAUGAUUAUGGAACGGUUCAGCGUCCGCCGACUGCCGUCAAGCUGAAGGCAGCGGAAGCGUCGGUCUUCUGGACGCAGACGCUCCAAAUCUGUGCAGUUCGAGAAACUACUCGAGUGACUGUUCCGCUCUUGUCCUCGUCUGGCUGUACCCACGGCGGGACGAGUGAACAGCCGCCACUGUUCUGCAACCAUCCCGAGUAUCACCGGUGUCAAGAAACUGUGAGGGGCUCUCCCGAUACUCAAUCAGUCUCCACGUACUCGUUAUGCUCUCCAUCAUGUGAGAGGCGAUGCGUCGCGUCCCUUCCGUGUGCAUCUUUUCUAGUCCAUGUACGCCAUCUUUCUCCAUCUUACGAAGCCUGUCACCCGGUUGUUGUUGUGGACAUCUGCCCGCCUGUCCGUUUUCGCAACGGGACCCCGUACACCCUUGGCAUCGCUUUAGGCGGCAGUGGGGCGUUGACCCCAAGUCAAGAAGUUAAGAAUGGAUUGGGCCACCUAGGAGCGUCCACGUCACAUCUGGUGCCCUCAACACCAUUGUCCAGCGAGCAACGCCAGAGCUUACUAGGAAACGGGGGCGACGGAGAGAGGCGCGAACAGCCGUUGUGCUCCGCUGAUUUUGGAUCGGCAACGUCUCGAGCGCAACCAGCUACUGUUAUUGUGGACCCUCGUGCGCUUGCCACAUAUCACGCCAUCGCUUGCUCAGCUUCCCCUCAGAGUCUGGUGUUUUCAGAGCCGACGUUUCGUCCCUCAAUUGACGCGGAUCCCACCACUACGAGGACGCCGAGUCGCGACCAUCUUCAGACGAUUGGACAGGAGGCUUUCCGCUGCACUCUUGGACCAGGCUUGUCUGUUUGCCCACCCGCCGGCACGGCAUCAGCUGCCUUGUCUCUACGUUCGUCGCGAGAGGGAACAAAAGAAGAGAAAGCGUUCGGAGUACAGAGGAGAAGCGAGGACGGGGUUGCGAUCUGCAUUUUUCCGUUUGCAGCGGCAGCCAUCAUGCACAGCCUAGGUGUACGUCUUUGUGGCCACAAAGGGCAGCUUCCGGUUCUUCGAGACAUCGUUGCCUCUGGCGCGAACCGACGAGCUGCGGUUCCAGUUGAUGGUGAACGAUGGUCACCCUCGUUCUGGUCGACUGGCUCGGAUGUGCGUCCGUCUCCCUUGUCCCCUCUUUUCCAUUCGGGCGUGCAAGAGGCACAGGCGGAGGAUGACUGGGAUCGCCUGUUUGCCGAUGUCCCUUUGCAACUGCAUGUUGCAGAUCUAACAGGCUCUUUGCUUUCUCCAGACUCUUCGGUUGCCGGCACUGAAUUCAUGCAUGAUGGCACCAAAAUGCAAAAGCAGUCGUCACUUCGACGUGCGGCUUCACUCCAUCUUGCGGAUUCCGGAAAAACGUGUCAUUCUGUUGCCCGCGGUUUGCUUCCCUCGUCCCUUUCUUCUGCUGGCACACCUCAUUCGUCCCUCCCUUGCGCUUUCUCCUCUUCUUCACGAAUCGUCACGCGAUCGAUUUCGGCUGCUUCGCAUUGCCCUUCGUCGUAUAAUCUCUCUCCGUUGGCUUCAGCGAAUGCAACAGGUAGAGGUGGUGGAGAGGACGUCAGUUGUUUGCGAGCUGCGCACAUCCGUCUGCCUCUUCUGUGGACGCCGAGUGUCUCGCUACGCUUUCGGGAAGGUCUGGGCUUAGGUGGUGUGCCUUGGCCCAGAGCGGACAGCGCACAAGAAAAAAGCGACGGAGCUGGGCCGAAGAAUACGCAACCAAUUUGGGUUGCCGGCGGGUGUGUUCGAGAUGCCCUCCUCCUCGUUAGACGGUCGUGGCUCUGUUCGUAUUCAGCCUCUUCGUUUCCGGCCUCUCGUCCGUUUGAAGGCGCACCAGUUAACAUGAAUCUUCUUCCUGCUCUGUGGGAAGCAACGCUCCCAUUUCAGACGCAGGUGAAUCAUCCAUCAUGCACAGAGCUUAUCAGUUUUAGUUUUGGUUUGCUCCGUACAUCUGGGGAAAUUCUCAUCGACGUCUUUUCUUCCCCAUCACCUUCUCCAGUCACGGUUAUCAACCGCACGCCGUUUCGUCUAGCUCUCUCCUCUCUCCUUGUCUGGCAAAGGGGGCGAGUCUCGAAGGAUACUUUGUUUUCCCGGUCUCUCGAACGCCUGGGAAGUAAAGUGCAGAAGAGGCACAGCAGCGACGGAAGCAGACGCAUACGGCGAGAAGACGACGAAGGAGAAGGGGGCAAUUUCUCGAGGACGUUCUACAGUGCAGGAGAACACCGGAAGGCGUCACAGUCUGCACUUCUCCCCAGCGUACCUGUGCUGGAGAUCCCUAUUCCUCCCGGUGAGCAAGCAAAACUCCCCUGCUCCACGCUCCGCUCAUUUCGCAUUUUUGAUGACUCUAGCAAUACCGAAACGUUUCCGCCUGGCGACGUGCAAAACCCGGGUAACCCGAAGGAGCCAGUUGGCCUCGACUUAGAUGCGUUCAAGAAGGAAAGCGAGACAAACGCUCCAUGCAUUCCACGAAAGCGAAAUGCUGAGGAGCCAAGGGCAGAGCCCACGGCGGCACCGGAUUGCUGCACUACUUCGAAUAGUAAUAGCGUGUCUCACGCUUCAUUGGAGGAGCGGCUGGCGCAUGAGUUCGCGCGUCCACCGUGCGGUGCAAGCGAUAUAAGCGGAGACGAGUCCAGCACCGACGAUGCUGCGAGCCACAUCGGAGGACGGACAGAAGCACUCACGAUUGGAGGUUGUUGUCAGGACUCCCGCGAGGCUGGGCAGCUUUCGCGCGGCGCGUGUAACGCACGCUCGGGCUUGCAGAGCACUAUAGGUCUCCGAAUAUGUGCGAUUGUGGACCGAGAGUCGUUCCCGUCAUCUGAGGCGCCAUCAUCGUAUGUAUCCAGACCUUCUAGUUCCUGCUCAACCAAUGAGGGUUUUAUGUCUCAGCUCUCGUCCACACUUCCUCCUUUACUUCACGGAUCGUCUUCCGUUAUUGGAUUCUGGUCUCCGUUUCUCCCGCUCUGCUCUUCCUCUACGCAACGCUUCCUUGUUUCCACUCUUCCUGAUGCAUUUCUUUCUUUUCUCCACACCUUCCUCCAGCGGUAUCAGGCUAGGCCGAUUGUAUCCUCUCCGUACUUGCCGGUGUCGUCGUCUACGUCAGACGUCGUGUCAGCGGUCUGUCCGCCCCUGACAAACUCGUGUUCCUACUUAUCUCAAACGGAUUUAAGAAAACGAUCCCUAUCGCCACCUCGCGCUUCAGCAUCUUCAUUCCCAUCUAUGUCUCGGCAGUCGCAAGGUGGUCAUAAGCAGCAGCGAUGCCAACUUCUGAAGAGCAUGAAGGGAAUAGGUUCGCGAUCGCUGUUGCUCCCGCCCCAGCUGCUGCCCUACCUCGACAUGGCUCCUUCAGAGGAAGAGUCAUUAGGCGGUUGUAUAAUUGUCAGAACGGAGUACACCGGUACAAAUACAUGCCUAAUAUGCGAUUUCGUUACUCUCCCAGCACCGCUCGUUUGGCAAGCCGCGAUGCACCCUACCUCGACGUUUUCGUCUCUCAAAGGUCCCGUGUCAACUUCGACACCAUCACCACUGUUGUUCCCCUCCUAUCGCCAUCAUAUCCCUUCUCUAAUUCUCGCGACCGGCAAUGCCAGAACACGGUCACCGAAUGCAAGGAAUGCAGUGCGGGAGGAGGGAGGCGAAGUCGGGUCUGCGAGUUUCCCUGAAAGACAGGAGAAAAACGAAAGCCGGCAAGUGUCUAAGGUUUCCUCUGGGGUGCAGUCGUUGGUGGGAAUGUCAUUUGACACUGAAUCUGCUACGGGAGCACCGACCCUUGAGGUGUUCCUUCUUAACGUUAUUCGUUCCUGGGAAGAUGCUGUGAAGCGCAUUGUAACCAGAGAGACGCUGGCUUCAUUACUUCGCCAGGGAGGGCCGCGAGCAAGCGAGAUGAAAAAGGGCCGUGGCCCCCAGGCUCCACGAACAAGGCCGGACUCAGGAGAAAGAGUAGGGAACGAGGGAGACGAGGAAGAAAAGGAGAUGCGGCGACAGGGAAGAGAAGGGAACAACAGCACUUUCUGCACCUCGAAGGAAUUUUCAGUUGCUCUGCUUUCACAUUACAUCGAGCGUUCGCACAGUAGCUGGAAGCGUCAGUUCCAGUGCGAGAUAUCGAUUUGCGAACUGGUGGGACAUUUUCUUCUUGUGACAUCAUCAUCGGAGGUGGUGGUUAAUAAGAAGGGAGAGGGAGAUGUCACCGUUGACAGCUGGCGUGUGGGAAAAAACGUCUCGGUUAUCCACCUCACCAAUUUGUUUUAUGCGACUUGGACUUGCGAGCGUUUCUCUUUCUGGCCUUCGUUGUGGUCGCGAGCCCAACGCAUUAGUCACUUCGCCUCUCUCUCGUCUCUAGGCGUUCAAAUCUUCGCCGCCUCUACGACCGGGGAGCUCACCGAUCCACGGUCGUCCUCUUUUUUUCGGCAAGUGCUCUCAUCCCCUGCCCUUGCACUGUUUGUUGCAUUCCGCAGUGCGUCUGAGUCGAUCGGCUUGUUUAAUGGGGAACAAGAAGGUCAGAGCGGAAAGACCUCCGAUGUUUCGCCGACUUGCCUAGGCAUGACUGUUCGUCUUCGCGUAGGCGAGAGACAGACGGCGUGGAGAGAAACAAAACGAGGAGAAAAAGACAUGACUGAACAACAGCCGGCUGGCCUAAUCGUCGUCAGAGUAGAUGAUCACCUUCUGCGCCUUCUUAUGUCAUAUACAAAAAGGCUGCGCCCUCUUCUGCGUGUCGAUGUGUCCAGUUUUUGGUGCUCCAAAUACUCUUUAUCUGUGAAGGAGGCCACUCACACCACGGCUGCAAAUCUACCUUCGUGCUGUUAUGCCUCUUGCCCUUUUCAUUCUCUUAAUGCAUUACCUCGUUCGCUCUCCUACGGCAAUGCGUUCUGCAUUGUUCGAUCUCCGCACACAUUUCGCUCAUCUUGGAAGCGUGCGUUGAUUGGGCGGCAGCUGAGUAUGGAUCACAAUGAAUCGUUCCUUUCCUCUUUCUGGGUCGUCCCUACUGAUCUUCACUCUCUUCCUGCUGCCUUCGCUUCGUCGCCGCGACCGUCUCUCUCUGCCUCUUCUUCUGUCUUCGAUUUACUAGUCGCCCACUCUAUUUAUGUAUCGUGCAUCCCUCUAGAAGUGUCUGGGCGCUUGACCUCGGCCGUAUACAUUUCGUUUUCUUCGCUUUCUCUUGAUUUGCCUCGCCUCUCUCUGCGUCGGGCCGUGGCUCCACCAUCCGUCGUGAUUCAGGAGUUGUUGGCACACUACAGUGCUCUCAUACUGCUUCGUCUUCCUUCCCUCUUUACAUCCCUUCAUCUCCUGGGGAAUCCGAAAGAGGCAGCAAGACGCGUCAGAGAAGCUUUCGCGUGUAUCAUUGGCCGGCUUCGUUACUCCCCAGCGGAUUCUCGUGAGCCUCAACUUGGCGCGUUGGGUGCCGCAGAAAAAUUUUGCCUGCACGCCCUAGGUGUGGGAUUAUCUACUAUAGGCGCUUUUGCGGAUGCUGUGCGUCAUAAUCUCCCCCAGAGGACAGUGGACAAAGAGAAGGACUUCCUAGGUGUCGAAGACGUUUCAGACAAUGAGAGCCAUUUUGCGUUCCCUCCUUCUGGCAGCGAUCCGUUCAUACCACGGCGUCAACCAACAGUGAGGAUAGCUAGCCGAAUGGGCAUGGUGAACCUCGGUACCCACGAAGACACGGGCGAUGAAACAGAUGGACAGUGCAGGUGGCCUGCGAUAAUGCGUCAUUCGGACGCCAUCGAACUAGAAAAGAGGGGACCAGAAGGAAACAAAAGAUGGAAGGAUUUGAUUAAAGCAGGGAGCGCCAAAAUGGUGCACCUCGCCACUCGGCCAUUAGGCACUUUUCUAGGAGCAGUUUCGACUUUGUCUCAUGCGUGCACGCCUGAACUGUUGAAUGCCUCAGAAGAACGGCAACACUCUGUUCACUGUCAAAGAUGUAUAGGAGCCGUUCAUUCUCUCUUCGACAGUGUCGACGUCGGUUAGACAUCUCCAUCCCUGCUGGUCGUGCAGUUUCAGCUUCUUCUUCAAGAGUAAGCCUCAGUGUGGCGCCGGGACAGCCAUCAGCAUGAAGAUUGGAAUCCCGCCGAAGACCAAGAAAUCAGAACUGAAGGAAACAAGCAACGACCGACGGGCGAGGCGACUUUGGGAUAACAGUUGCGUGGUACAGAGAGGAAAGGGGAACAGACGAAAGGAGUAAACCGGUUGAGAUGGCGCCUGCACAUUUCUAGACGAGACCGGACGAGGUACAUGACUUUCUGUUGUACCAGUGACCCACAGUUGUGUUAUGACUAU
This is a messenger RNA of Toxoplasma gondii ME49, 29544 nucleotides long. RefSeq lists its product as hypothetical. The record is from RefSeq and is a predicted model, not a curated record. The transcript has 8 exons. The coding region runs from base 1 to 29235 and encodes 9744 amino acids. Lineage: Eukaryota; Apicomplexa; Conoidasida; Eucoccidiorida; Sarcocystidae.